UUUUUUUUAUCUCAAUAAGGAAUCUGUUAAACUUAAGUGGUUUAUGUUUUUUGUAAAAGUUGAUAAAGAGGAUAUUAACAUUAAACUUUGAGGAAGUACAUGUGUAACACAGAAUGACUCCCUUGCUGUUUAAAGAUGCCUUUUGGGGAGUUGAUUUCACUAAUCAUCUGGGCUAUGAGGUUCUGAUUCAGAGACUAUGUGAUGGCAGGCGGAUGUGCAAAGAUGUGGAGGAACUGCUGAAGAUGAGGGCCAUGGCAGAAGAGAGGUAUGGGAAGGAUCUGGUGACAAUAGCACGUAAAGCUGGGGGGCAGACAGAGAUCAGCACUCUGAAAGCCUCCUUUGAUCAACUUAAAACACAAAUUGAAAACAUCGGGAAUCUGCAUAUCCAGCUAUCCGGAAUGUUACGGGAAGAGAUCAAGAAGAUGGAAAUAUUCAGAGAGCGGCAGAAAGAACAGAGGAGAAAGUUUGAGGGGAUUAUGGAGAAAGUUCAGAAGAUGAAGGUGUCCUUAUACAAGAAGACCAUGGAGUCUAAGAAGUCCUAUGAGCAGAAAUGUAAAGAAGCAGACGAGGCAGAGCAGCUUGCUGACAGGAGCACCACAGCCACAACACCAAAACAGUCUGAGAAGGUAACACCACCUCCCCAAACCCUGGAACUAUACAAACACACAGCCUCCAAGCAGUCUGAGAAGGUGUUUCAGCAGCAGGAGGUGGACCGCAUCACUAUCCUGAGGUGUGCCCUCUGGGACCACUGUAAUCACUUCUCUGUGCAAUGUGUCAAAGACGACGAGUUUUACGAGGAGGUGAGGAAUAUUCUGGAGACRUGUGACAUCACAGCAGAUAACAACUGUUUCAUAGAGAUGAAGACAACAGGUUCAAGUCCACCAGACCCCGUUGUGUUUGAGAACUACUAUGAGAGGGAGCCAUCGCCAACGGGCGACAACAACGGCAGCGCUCGCUUUGGAGGGGGAGGGGUCAGGAAAAGAUUCUCCAAUAUUCUGCCACGAAACUCUGGUUCAAAGAUGAGUAUCAGUGAGGGUWCAACUUCCGAGCCAGCGGUGCCACCUGUUGGUCAAACAGUGCCUGAGAGUUCAGAUGGAGUGUAUGCAUCCAUACCUGGCUUCCAGUCUGCAGCUGCAGCGGCCCUGCCUGCAGUGACAACCAAUGAGGAUGAUGAUGUUCCACUGAUCUGUAUUAUACUGUAUGUAUGUACAGUAAUUCAAAGCCUCAUACUUCUAUUACGAACAAUGUGUUCCCUGUGCUCCCAGGACCCAGAUGAGCUGUCAGUGUCUAAAGGGGAUGUGGUGUUGGUGAUAGAACAGAGUGAAGACGGCUGGUGGACAGUGGAGAGAAACGGACAGGUUGGGCUGGUACCUGGCUCYUACCUGGCCAAAGUCUAGACAGAGUCACACACACAUUCAUGCAUGGACAUGGACACACACACACGCACGCACGCGCACGCGCACACACUCAUGUACACAGGUACACGGAUUCACACACACAUACUCACACACAUACUCAUGCACAAUCACCCAUACAUACUGUAGUCUUCAAAACCUUACUAUGCGGACCCCCUUUCUGCUUCUUACUCAGAUGUUCUGAUCCUUCGUUCAAGACUUCGGAGUAAUAGAUUCUCCAGCAGUAGAGAUGACUCACUGAACUGACUUGGAACAUGAGUCAUGACUGUGUGUUCCCCAUUAACUAUUAGGCUAUGCUGCACCAGAGAUUGUCAGUCUUUUCACCCAACAGGCCUACUGCAUACAUACAGUGCUGUGAAAAACUAUUCGCCCCCUUUCAAAUUUUCUCUACUUUUGCAAAUGUUUUAUACUGAAUUUUAUCAGAUCUUCAACCAAAACCAAAUAUUAGAUAAAGGUAACCUGAAGGAACAAAUAACACAACAAUUGUAUACUUAUUUCAUUUAUUUC
Salvelinus sp. IW2-2015 is the source of this 1922-nucleotide messenger RNA. The record is from RefSeq and is a predicted model, not a curated record. NCBI's taxonomy places the organism in Eukaryota, Metazoa, Chordata, Actinopteri, Salmoniformes, Salmonidae.